AACCCUAAUGAGGAGCAGAGGGUCUUCUUUGCACUGAUUUGUUGUCUGUUAGAGGCCGAAGCUAAACUCAAACCUUUCAUGUCCAGACAGUCAGUCUAUUUGAUGAUUGCUUACUGUGAUGGCAAAAGUAAACUCACCAGAUCCACAAAUUAGGGAGUGAUAAACUCAUCUAUCACCGUUGCCGGGGUGACAGUAUCCAAAUAUGUGCUGUAGCCUGGCAACAGUGCCCAAACAAAAGGCUCGCGGCUAUAGCGGGCUGAUUUUCCUGGCUGGUAAAAAUGAGUCGACCGGGCAGCAGCCUUAAUGAAAAAAGGGUCAAGCUAAAUGAAGACCCGGGAGGUGAUCUCUCCGUGUUUACCAAAGCUCUCACCGCAGCAGAGAGUCCUGAAACACGGCUACUGUCCGCUUUCAACAAGGACCCUCACGCCAGGAAGGCUUACCUGGCAGGGAGAGAGUAUUACAGCGAGGAAGGGAAGACCUUUGAACUGCGUCUUGUUAGAAGAAUAAAGCAACAGCUGAGUGCUGAUCCCACUACUCGUCCGGAGUAUCCAUCUUCUCUUGGUCUGACAGAAUUCACCAGGCGAGCCACAGAGGUCGCUUUGGGGAAGAGCUCUCGGGCUAUAGUGGAGAACCGGGUGUUCGGUGUCCAAACUCCUGGUUUUACCGCUGCUGUGCGUCUUGGGGCUGAACUGUUGAGACACUGGUAUAAUGUUGGUGCGGAUUGGUGUGGGCCGGUCUAUCUCUCUUCCCCCUGUCACGACUCAUUGGCUGGUAUCUUCCAGGCAGCGGGCAUCCCAGAUAUCCGCGAGUAUUAUUACUGGGAUGACGAGCAGCGGGGCAUUUGUUUGGAGAAGCUUCUGAAGGAUUUGGGAAAGGCUCCAGAGCGAAGUGUUGUUGUUCUGUCAGCGUCUGCCCACUAUCCCACCGGAGCAGACCUCUCUCAGAAUCAAUGGGCCAUGAUUACAAAGCUCGUCAUGAGGCGUAGGCUUUUCCCUUUCCUCUUGCUGCCUGCCCAGGCGCUCUGCUAUGGCGACUUAGAGCGGGAUGCCUGGCCUGUUCAGUACUGUGCCUCGCAAGGGAUGGAGCUCCUCUGUGCUCAGUCAUUCUCCCACUGCUUUGGAUUAUAUGGUGAGGCUGUUGGACACCUCUUGUGCGUCCUAAAGCAGAACUCCCUCCUGUUAUCUGUGCAGCGUCAGGCUGACAAAAUAGUCCGGUCACUGUGGGCCCAGCCAUCUGUAGGAGGAGCACAGGUCGUCGCCACGGUGCUCAGUAACCCUGCCCAUCUGGUUGAAUGGAAGCAAGAAUUAAAGAGCAUUGUGGAGAGAUGUAUGCUGAUCAGAGAGGUUUUGAGAGAAAGGCUGAGGCUUUUGGGAACUCCAGGUUGCUGGAACCACCUAACUCAACAAGGUGGACUCUACUGUUUCACAGGCUUGAAUGGUGAGCAGGUAGAAUUUCUGUCCAAGAGGAGACACGUGUACCUGCUCCCCGUUGGCUGUCUAAACGUGAGUGCAAUCAACGGUCGAAACUUGGACUAUAUAGCCGAGUCCAUCCACCUGGCUGUGACCACUUCAAUCUGACAAUGAGGCUUUUAAUCAAGCUCUGAAAUCUGUCUCAGGGGAGCCUGACUGAAACGCUCAUUUAGAUGUGUCACAUUCAAACGCUCAGUUUAAAGAUCACUGUAAUUACUAUUGCAAGUCUGGCUAUUGCAAAAUAAAUACUGGUAGACAUUCAGAAAAAUGUAGGGGAAAAUGCAAUUGCUCAUUGAAUUUCCGCUGAUGUUUCAUGACAGAGGUGCAAUCAUUAUUACAGAGACUAUUAGUAACAGAGAC
Sander lucioperca (pikeperch) is the source of this 1829-nucleotide messenger RNA. RefSeq names its product glutamic-oxaloacetic transaminase 1 like 1 (gene got1l1). Bases 279 to 1577 code for a protein of 432 amino acids. Lineage: Eukaryota; Metazoa; Chordata; Actinopteri; Perciformes; Percidae. Gene Ontology annotation, molecular function: pyridoxal phosphate binding; L-aspartate:2-oxoglutarate transaminase activity. Gene Ontology annotation, biological process: L-aspartate biosynthetic process. The record is from RefSeq and is a predicted model, not a curated record. The transcript is spliced from 8 exons. Gene Ontology annotation, cellular component: cytosol.